CGUGCUUAUUUACCCGAGGUUUUUAUUAUUCUUAGAUUUGUUAUGUACAGUAAAGUUCAGUUUUAACACUUCAAUAGAAGAUAAACUUAGGCUCCUGAAAUAUGGUACUGUUUGACUUUUUGAGCGCUAGGGCCUAGGCCUGUACAGUUUUAUCUGUGAUGUCAUGUUGAGCUGAAAGUUUAAGUUUCGUUAAAAAUCGUGCUGAAUCGAAACGAAAGAAGUUUCUAGAACAAUCAAUGUCGGUGUCUACACUGGAGACGAAAAGGACCCAUUCCGCUGUCACAGCGAAGAUGCCACAGCAGCCUUCUUCACCUCAAGUCGAGAAAAGUAAAAAGGCGAAGAAGAAUAAAAAGAAAAAAAGGCAUUUGAAGAAUGCCAAGAAAAAGGUUUCGGCGACACCACACAACAACGACAACGUUCUUCCACCGAAGGAUUCCCAGCAAUUCUCGGCAAAUUGGAAAACGCUUCAAGAGGCUUUGAAACUGGUGGCGAGCGCCAACAACAAGAACCCCGCCGGGGAUACCGCGGACACGGAGGCCGGUCUCGGCUCGGCCAAGCAGAAAGUCAAAGUCGGUGGAAGCGGUGGGAGAGGCGCCGAGGGGAGCGUGAAGCGGAAGACGGCGGCGAAGGCGGCGAACGGCGGUCCGGCUGCCCGGGCCCCCGGCCGCGUCCCGCCUCCUGCACGGAGCGCCCAGGGCCACUGGCCGGCACAAGGGACGAGUUUGCCGCCCGGCAAGAAGAGCCGGCCGGGCGGAGACAGUGACUGCAAACCAACCGAAGAGGAUAUCUGGUUUGAUGAUGUCGACCCAGAUGACAUCGAAGCCACGGUGGGUGCGGAGGCUGCUGAUAUAGUUCGCAAACGGCAGGGAAUAAAAAAGCCAGAUGCCGAGGCUACAGAAAGGGCACUUGUUCGGAGCGGUGCCUUUGAUGGGCUGACUAAAGCAGUGGCCAUGGACUGUGAGAUGGUUGGAGUUGGACCCGAUGGGCAGGACAGCAUAGUAGCUCGGGUUUCUCUGGUGAACCAGUUUGGGAAAUGUGUCUAUGACAAGUACGUGAAGCCUACGGAAAGAGUGACCGACUACAGGACCAAGGUUAGCGGUAUUCGUCCAAAGGACAUUGAACAUGGUGAAAAUGUGGAGAUUGUUCAGAAAGAGGUUGCUGAAAUUUUAAAGGGAAGAAUUCUUGUGGGCCAUGCUAUUCAUAAUGACCUCAAGAUUCUGUUUCUGGAUCAUCCAAAGAAGAAGAUCCGUGACACCCAGAAGUACAAGCCAUUCAAGACAAUUGUGAAGAGUGGUCGUCCCUCCCUUAAACUUCUCUGCGAAAAGAUUCUCAACAUCAAAGUCCAACAAGGCGAACACUCUUCCGUCCAAGAUGCCCAGGCAACAAUGCGUCUGUAUACACUGGUAAAGAAGGAGUGGGAGAAGUCAAUUAAAGAAGGCCACAAAAAUGGAGAUCCAGAAAUGCUUGAGAGGAAAACCAGGCUUCCAAGGAAUAAAUCCAGUGGUUAAGAAUCUAUAGAAGAAAAGUGUUUGUUGGCAUGGUAACUAACACAGGAGAUGAUAUAAUGAGAAACAUUUUCACUUGUGUGGAACACAAAACCUAUGCAACAUCAAACCCCAGUACCCACACCUCCUUAACAUACACAAGUCUGCAGCUGCUGUAGACCAGGAAUACCGAAGAAAUGUAUUGAGAGCUUGUGCUGUUGUUUAUUUUUAUGGAUGUCUUGUUCUGUGGAGCAUCCAGGAAACAGAUGAAAAUGGCAGUGCUCAGGCUGUGGAGAUCCAUUUUAAAUAUGUAUUUUUCAGACAAAAACCAUGGGAGAAAUCACAUACUACACUUAAUACAGAGAUUAGCUAUUGACUCUUUUUGUCUGAAGUGAUUCAAUUCAAUUUAUUUUUAUAGAGCGCUCUUCUCACGCAGUGACACAGAGUGCUUUAACACA
Molecule: messenger RNA, 1942 nt
Organism: Scleropages formosus (Asian bonytongue)
Lineage: Eukaryota; Metazoa; Chordata; Actinopteri; Osteoglossiformes; Osteoglossidae
Gene: rexo4
Product: REX4 homolog, 3'-5' exonuclease
Exons: 8
Coding region: 237-1508 (423 amino acids)
Biological process (GO): rRNA processing; DNA catabolic process
Cellular component (GO): nucleus
Molecular function (GO): 3'-5' exonuclease activity; nucleic acid binding
Source: RefSeq, a predicted model, not a curated record